Messenger RNA from Hyla sarda, 1703 nucleotides. Its product is annotated as cytochrome P450 2C8-like. The transcript is spliced from 13 exons. NCBI's taxonomy places the organism in Eukaryota, Metazoa, Chordata, Amphibia, Anura, Hylidae. Gene Ontology annotation, cellular component: cytoplasm; intracellular membrane-bounded organelle. Gene Ontology annotation, molecular function: oxidoreductase activity, acting on paired donors, with incorporation or reduction of molecular oxygen, reduced flavin or flavoprotein as one donor, and incorporation of one atom of oxygen; iron ion binding; heme binding. Gene Ontology annotation, biological process: xenobiotic metabolic process. The record is from RefSeq and is a predicted model, not a curated record. The annotation marks the transcript as partial.
AGAUCUGUGACUUUACCCUGUUUGGCGGCGGGUGCAGACAAUCGGCCAGUGACAUUUACACAUUAGAAGCAGCACAAGGUCUGCAGGUCGAUGUCCUGACCGGGGUGCUGUCUAUUAGGAGAAAAGAGUCACCAAAAGAAGGAAAACAGAAAAGAUAUAAGUUCUUACCCCCGGGACCAGCUCCGCUGCCUCUUCUGGGAACUCCUAAAUAUAUUGGGGACCGCGCUGCCUGUAAAUACUUCCCAGAGCUCCGCAGGAAGUACGGUCCGGUGUUUACUGUCUGGAAGUUGACGGACCCGGUUGUCGUCCUCUGCGGCUACGAGGCGGUGAAGGACGCCUUGUUGAAUCACGGCGAGGAGUUCAGCGGACGCCCCUUCGCUCCGGUCAUUGAUGUCUACUCUGAAGGAUACAGUUUUCCCAGCAUCGAUGGAGAGAGAUGGCGGCAGCUGCGCCGGUUCACGAUCUCCUCCCUGAGGAAUUUUGGCAUGGGGAAGACGUCUAUGGAGAGACGGGUGUUAGAAGAAUCUGAGCUCCUCAUCAGCGCUGUGACCCUGACCGGAGGAAAACCUUUCAAUCCUCUGAACCUGCUGGGCUGCGCGGUGGGGAACAUCACCAGUUACGCUCUGCUGGGCGAACACUUCGACUAUAAAGACCCAAAAUUACAGGAACUGAUCAUAACCACGAGGAAAUUCAUCUUCAACACGCACUCCCCCCUACAUGAGCUUGGAAACACUUUCCCAGUUCUACUGAGCGUUCCAAUUCUGAAGGAGAAAAUCUUCAAGGAAAGUUCCCAGCUGAUCUCAUUCGUCAAAAAAUACAUCGAGCAGCAUAAAAAGAGUCUAAAUCCGACCGCUCCCCGCGACUUCAUUGACUACUUCCUGAUAAAGAUAAAACAGGAGGAGACCAUCGCAGGCAGUAAUUUCUCAGACACCAGCCUCCUGAUGACCCUUAUCGCUCUCCUCGCCGCUGGAACCGAGACCACCACCUCAACUCUUAAUUUUGCAUUGUUUUUAAUUAGCAAUUACCCCGAUAUACAGGCUAAAGUCCAGGAGGAGAUAGAUGAGGUCAUUGGGCCCCAACGUUCUCCUGGGAUCAUGGACCGGGCACAGCUGCCGUAUACCAACGCUGUUGUCCAUGAGGUACAGAGGGUCCUGGACCUGGCCCCAGUGGCUCACUACCAUGCCGUGACCAAGGACACUCAAUUCCGAGGAUUCACCAUCCCCAAGAGAAGAUACCAGAACCAUGUGAUCAUUAUGUCCCUUCAGAGAAGAUACCAGAACCAUGUGAUCAUUAUGUCCCUUCAGAGAAGAUACCAGAACCAUGUGAUCCUUAUGUCCCUUCAGAGAAGAUACCAGAACCAUAGAAGAUACCAGAACCAUGUGAUCAUUAUGUCCCUUCAGAGAAGAUACCAGAACCAUGUGAUCAUUAUGUCCCUUCAGAGAAGAUACCAGAACCAUGUGAUCCUUAUGUCCCUUCAGAGAAGAUACCAGAACCAUAGAAGAUACCAGAACCAUGUGAUCCUUAUGUUCCCUCAGAGAAGAUACCAGAACCAUGAGAAUAUAAAGUUCUGUUCUUCUGAUUUCCGAGAGCUGCUUUGCAUUUCCUUCUCAGAAUUCCUGGCGGAGUCUCCACGCGCCUUUUUUGGCGCAUUCCUCGCGGAGAAACAUUGUCCCUGUCUGAAUAUAAACAGAUUGCAGCGUUAA